Messenger RNA from Penicillium longicatenatum, 2553 nucleotides. RefSeq names its product putative pH signal transduction protein PalA. Gene Ontology annotation, molecular function: protein binding. Gene Ontology annotation, cellular component: endosome. The record is from RefSeq and is a predicted model, not a curated record. The transcript has 7 exons. NCBI's taxonomy places the organism in Eukaryota, Fungi, Ascomycota, Eurotiomycetes, Eurotiales, Aspergillaceae. The coding region runs from base 1 to 2553 and encodes 850 amino acids.
AUGACAUCCAAUAUCCUACAGCUCCCGUUUCGUCGCUCCCACACCGUCUCGCUGUCGGAUGCCAUUACGCAGUACAUUUCCUCUAAAUAUGAUCAGCGCCCAGAUAUGUUCGCAGAUGAUCUGCUGAUCAUCGACCGUUUGCGAUCCGAAGCUAUUAAUGUACAAGAGCCACAUAUUAGUGGAAUCAGUCGACUGGUCACAUAUGCGGCGCAGUUGAAAUGGCUUGGUGGGAAGUUCCCGGUUGAUGUGGGGGUUGAUUUCGCGUGGUAUCCGGCGUUUGGGUUUAAUGCCUCGCGACCUGUAUCGCAGAACAACCUUCGAUUUGAACUGGCGAAUAUCCUUUUCAACCUCGCCGCACUAUACUCCCAGCUUGCCUAUGCGCUGAACCGCACGACCGCAGAUGGCCUUAAGCAAGCUUGCAACUACUCAUGUCAGGCAGCUGGAGUUUUGAGUCACCUGCGCAACGAUAUCCUCCCCGACCUCCGCACAUCGCCCCCAGAGGAUAUGGACGACAUGACACUGCAGAGCUUGGAACAGUUGUUGCUCGCUCAGGGCCAAGAGUGCUUUUGGCAGAAGGCUGUCAAGGACGGACUGAAGGAUGUAUCCAUUGCACGACUGGCUGCAAAAGUGUCUGAUUAUUAUGGAGAUGCAGGGGACUUGGCUGUCAAGUCUAACGCUAUUAGCACGGAAUGGAUUCACCACAUGGCCGCAAAAAACCACCACUUUGCAGCAGCAGCACAAUUUCGGCAGGCACUCGAUUGCCUGGAUAAGCGCAAGUAUGGUGAAGAGGUGGCAAGAUUACGCGACGCUUUGAAUUGCGUCAAAGAAGGGUUGAAGGAAUCGCAGUGGAUUAACCGCACCGUGUUGGGAGAUCUUAACGGACUCAAGAAUCGCGUGACGGAAGAUUUGAAGCGCGCAGAGAAGGACAAUGAUAUUAUCUAUUUAAGUCCCGUGCCUAACAAAUCCGAACUCAAGUCCAUUGACCGCGCUAGUAUGGUUGCUUCUAAGGCACCCUCGCAAGUCACAGACGCCAUUUCUAUGCUGGGAAACCAAGGACCACUUGGCCAACCGCUUUUCGCGAGACUGGUCCCCUAUGCGGUACACAUUGCGGCCAGCAUUUACUCCGACCGCCGAGAUCGGUUGAUCAAUGAGAGCUUGAUUGGAGAGUUAGAGUCUAUGACUGAUAAGCUCCGGGAUCUCCUGUCGUCGUUGAAUUUACCAGGUUCUUUGCAAGCCUUAGAGAAGCCUCUGGGUCUUCCGCCAGCUCUGGUUUCCCAUGCCGAGGAGAUGCGCCAGCAAGAUGGACUUAACCGCCUGCGGCGCUCCGUCGAAGACACUGCCAGGGUCAAAGGGAAUGACUUGGCUAUUUACAACGAAGGCGUCGAACUUUUGGCCGCUGAAAAGGCCGAAGAUGAUGCUGCAGUUCGCAAAUAUGGCACCGAUCGAUGGAACCGUGAAACGUCGGAGAAAGCCGCUCCUAAGCUUUACAACACUUCUAAAGAGAUCAACGGCUAUUUCACAUCCGCACAGAGUAGCGAUGGGCUUGUCGAUCAGAAGCUCCGGGAUUCCGAGUCUGUGUUCCUUGUACUCACAGGCACGAACCGGGAUCUCGAGUCCUAUGUCCCGAGCAGUCGCAGGGCUACCAUACCCCCAGAGUUGGAAAGGGAGUCUAUCAAGCUGCGGAGCUGUUUGAGUGAGGUGAGUCGGAUGGAAAACCGGCGGCGUCGACGAAUCCAGGCUUUGAAGGACAAAGGCCAAGCCGAUGAUAUUCAUCCGGCCCUUCUAAGUGAGACUGCCCGGUUGGAACGUGAGUUCCCCAUGCAAACUAUCCAAGCGAGCCAGUUCGAAGACCUAUUCGAGGAACACCUGCGACACUACGACUCGGAUCGGCAGAUGCUAGCUCAAGAACAAAGGGAGCAAGAGCAGAUUGAAGAACAAGUGCGCGAGGCCAACCGAGCCUUCACUCGUGCACACAAAGGCGACACUUCGACGAAAGAGCGCGAAACCGCCCUGCAGGAUCUAGAAAACGGAUACCUGAAGUAUAAGGAGAUUCUCUCCAAUCUCGAGGUUGGACGCAAGUUCUAUAACGACCUGGCCAAGAUCGUAAGCCGAUUCCGCGACGAUUGCAAAGCAUUCGUGCAUCAGCGACGAAUGGAGGCUAGUCAAUUGGAAGCCGACAUUUCCAACGUCACCGCCAUGUCGUCGCUGCACAUCACCCAGCCUCAUUUACGUCAACCUACCCAUCAGCCGACCCGUACCCAUCACGCUACAUAUGCGGCCCCCCGCCAUCCCAGCCCCCAUCCCAACCACCGGUUCACGCGCGACCAUCAGAGCCAGAAGCACCGCUUACCGCGCCCCAGCCUGUACGUGCAGCAGUCCCACCCCCCUUCCGUUCCUACACCGGGGGUGUGGUCUCCCAACAUGGGAAUCCGGUUUGAUUCUGCUGGUGCGCCACCAGGCAUGUCCCCAAGCACUGGCACUGGCGUUCCUGCACCCGCCACACGUGCGCAACCGGGAACUUGGGAUCCCAGCCAACCCGUCCGGUUUUCAUGA